AUGGAGGAGUACAUCAAGGAGUUUGAGAAGCUUUCCAUUGUUUGUGACAUAGAAGAAAUGGAGGAGCAAAAACUAGGCCGAUUCUUAGGAGGCCUAAAUGAAGAUGUACGUGAGAAAGUAGAGGUGUAUCCAUACCUUACUUUCGAUGAAGCAUGCAAGGUGGCUAUAAAAAUUGAUAGCCAAAAGAAGAAAUCAGUUGCAAGUUAUGGUCAUUACCAAUCUGCUUGUCCUACCAAAAGAGUCAUGACUAUAAGAGAUGUAGAGGAAAUAGAAAAGUUGGAAAAAGAAUCUCUUUUAGAGAUGGAACAUGAUAAAAGUGAAAGUGAGGAAGAGGACUUGUGUAAUCCAGAAAUGGAGGGUGAAACUUUGCUAUGCAAGUUAAUCAUAGAUGGUGGUAGUUGUACUAAUGUAGCUUCAACUGAACUUGUAGAGAAGUUAGAAUUACCUACUACUAAACAUCCACAUCCUUAUAAACUGAAAUGGUUAGAUGAUGAUAGUGAAGUAAGGGUGAAAAAUAGAGUUUUAAUCACUUUUUCAAUUGGAAACUAUGAAGAUGAAAUUCUAUGUGAUGUGAUUCCUAUGACUGCUUGUCACAUUCUACUUGGUAGACCUUGGCAGUUUGAUCGAAAAGUUAUUCAUGAUGGUUCUACUAAUGUAUAUAAGAGGGAGUGGAGAUUAAAGGAUCCAAAUUUGAGGGAGUUACUAGAGGAAUUUAGGGAUGUGUUUCCUAAUGACCUACCACCUGGCCUACCCCCUAAACGUGGAAUUGAGCAUCAAAUUGAUCUAAUUCCCGGAGCACCGAUUCCAAAUAAGCCUUCCUAUAGAUGUAACCCAAAAGAAAGUGAGGAGUUACAAAGCCAAAUCAGUGAGUUAGUGAAGAAAGGCUGCGUGAGGGAGAGUAAAAGCCCUUGUGCUGUUCCGGCUUUACUUGUGCCAAAAAAAGAUGGAACGUGGAGGAUGUGUAUUGAUAGCCGUGCUGUGAAUAACAUAACCAUAAAAUACAGAGUUCCUUUCCCUAGAUUGGAUGACAUGUUAGAUGAGUUGAGUGGUUCCAAGGUAUUUUCGAAGGUUGAUUUGAGGAGUGGGUAUCACCAAAUAUGCAUGAGAGAGGGAGAUGAGUGGAAGACAGCUUUCAAAACGAAGUAUGGGUUGUAUGAGUGGCUGGUUAUGCCAUUUGGUCUCACAAAUGCUCCUAGCACGUUCAUGAGAUUGAUGAAUGAAGUUCUUAGGCCAUUUUUGGGAAAAUUCGUGGUUGUCUAUUUGGAUGAUAUUCUUGUUUACAGUUCUAACAAGGAUGAUCACUUAAAUCAUUUGCAACAACUGUUCGAAGUUUUAAGAGAGCAAAAACUCUAUGGCAAGCUUGAAAAGUGCACGUUAAUGCAAAGGGAGAUUGGUUUUCUUGGCUUCAUCAUUUCAGAUGAAGGUGGAUCCAUCCAAAGUGGAGGCGAUUUCCUCUUGGCCGGUUCCAAAAACUAUCACUGA
Molecule: messenger RNA, 1482 nt
Organism: Spinacia oleracea (spinach)
Lineage: Eukaryota; Viridiplantae; Streptophyta; Magnoliopsida; Caryophyllales; Amaranthaceae
Exons: 4
Coding region: 1-1482 (493 amino acids)
Source: RefSeq, a predicted model, not a curated record